Dendrobium catenatum is the source of this 1564-nucleotide messenger RNA. Its product is annotated as catalase isozyme 1. Gene Ontology annotation, biological process: response to hydrogen peroxide; hydrogen peroxide catabolic process. The record is from RefSeq and is a predicted model, not a curated record. Gene Ontology annotation, molecular function: catalase activity; heme binding. Lineage: Eukaryota; Viridiplantae; Streptophyta; Magnoliopsida; Asparagales; Orchidaceae. Gene Ontology annotation, cellular component: peroxisome; plasma membrane; cytoplasm.
UAAUCCAAUGGGUCCCACGUACAAAGCACCUUCUUCUUUCUCUUCCUAUAAAUAUAACUCGCCGGCCGGAAAAUCGCUCGCGAGCGAUUGCGGCGAGGCUUUCGUCUUUUCGUAGGAGGAUUGGAGAGGUUGCUUACGGCCGGCCAUGGAUCCCUACAAGCAUCGGCCCUCGAGCGCGUACAAUUCGCUGUUCUGGACGACCAACUCCGGUGCUCCUGUUUGGAAUAAUAACUCCUCGCUUACUGUGGGCUCUCGAGGACCAAUUCUCCUGGAGGAUUACCAUCUUGUUGAAAAGCUUGCUCAGUUUGAUAGGGAGCGCAUUCCUGAGCGUGUUGUUCAUGCGAGGGGAGCCAGUGCUAAGGGUUUCUUUGAAGUUACACACGAUGUUUCUCACCUUUCCUGUGCUGAUUUCCUUCGGUCACCGGGGGUCCAAACUCCUGUUAUUGUUCGUUUUUCAACUGUCAUUCAUGAACGAGGGAGUCCUGAAACCUUGAGAGAUCCACGAGGUUUUGCAGUAAAGUUUUAUACAAGAGAGGGCAACUUUGAUCUUGUGGGAAAUAACUUCCCUGUUUUCUUUGUUAGAGAUGGUAUGAAGUUCCCUGAUAUGGUGCAUGCUCUCAAACCAAACCCAAAGUCCCACAUCCAGGAGAACUGGAGAAUCCUCGACUUCUUCUCACACCAUCCUGAGAGUUUGAACAUGUUCACCUUCCUGUUCGACGAUGUCGGUAUUCCGCAGGACUACAGGCACAUGGAUGGUUCAGGUGUCAAUACUUACACUCUCAUUAGCAAAGAAGGGAAGGCACAUUAUGUCAAAUUCCACUGGAGACCCACUUGUGGUGUGAAGUCCUUAUUGGAUGAUGAGGCUGUGAUUGUUGGAGGCAAAAACCAUAGUCAUGCAACCAAGGAUCUUUACGAUAGCAUCACUGCCGGCAAUUUUCCAGAAUGGAAACUCUACAUUCAGACUAUUGACCCAGAUCAUGAAGAUAGGUUUGAUUUUGAUCCGCUUGAUGUCACCAAAACAUGGCCAGAAGAUAUCUUACCUCUUCAGCCUGUGGGGCGCUUAGUCCUGAACAAGAACAUUGACAAUUUCUUCGCCGAGAAUGAGCAACUUGCAUUUUGUCCAGCAAUUAUUGUUCCUGGAAUUCAUUAUUCAGACGAUAAGCUAUUGCAAACUAGAAUUUUCUCCUAUGCCGACACCCAAAGGCACCGCCUGGGGCCAAACUAUCUUAUGCUUCCUGCAAAUGCUCCGAAAUGUGCUCAUCAUAACAAUCAUCAUGAGGGUUUCAUGAAUUUCUUGCACAGGGACGAAGAGGUCAAUUAUUUCCCAUCUAGGUAUGAUCCUUCUCGGCAUGCUGAGAGUUUCCCAAUACCGCCAACUGUUCUUAAUGGAAGACGUGAAAAGACUAUUAUUCCAAAGGAGAACAAUUUCAAGCAGCCUGGAGAGAGAUACAGGUCAUGGGAUUCUGACAGGCAAGAGCGUUUUGUGCACCGUUGGGUCGAUGCACUAUCUGAUCCUCGGGUUACCCACGAAAUCCGCAGCAUCUGGCUCUCAUAUUGGUCUCAG